AGUUUGCCGCCCUCCUCUUCCGGGGUGGGGGAAGUGCGCCUCGGGGCGGUUGGUCGCUGGGGCCCUAACUCGGCGUCUAGUGCCAGCCAAGCUUGGGCAGGUUGUUGGAGGCAUAUUUAGUGGGGUCUUGGAACAGCCCGGAAAUCCAGCUUUUUGGAACGUGGGGCGAGACGGGAGGGACCUGCCCAGCAAUAUGGAGCCGGCUGGGGAAAGCCAGGGAGCGUGCAACCCGGAGCUAAAAUAUCGUGGGCAAUUCUCUGGAAACCACAGCUCUUACACUAGUGAACUCUAACCACAGCUCUAACCUAAGCUCAGAAACUGCCCCCCAGAUCACAAGACAAAGAGAACAGAAAACCUCUGGCCAGGCACUCCUGUACAGAAAUACACUUUGGGAACCAGAAUUGGAGCCUGAACUGCAAGGGUAUACGCAGAAUGGCUGUUACAUGUUGAAUGCAGAAUGUAUGUCAACUGGAUUUGGGGGAAUUCUUCUGUUUCCCGGGGCGCUAUUAAUACCGGAAAGGUCUCACUUCCACCGUUAAUCCCUUGAGCUGCAGCGCUGUUGAUGUCUGCUCUUUAUUUGGGGGCUUCAUGAUUUUAGGUUUUUUUUUCUGUUCUUUUCCUCUUUGUCAGUCAGUGCGAAGUACCAGUGGAUAAAGCAGUUCCGGGUUUUGAAUGCAACAUAAGAUUGUCAUUUUGGUGUGAUGAGGCUCAAGAUUUAGUAAUCAGGCGGGAUAUUCACAGAGCUUAUUGGUCAAGGCUUGAUGUGGAGUUAUAUUUUAAUACUUCAUUAGUUCUGUUACGUUUUGGCAAUCUUAAAGAUGGUUAGAUAUUAGGUAGGAAGGGUUGGAAUAGGCAGAUAGGUUCAUUUCUUAAGCAGGCUAUUAGAGUAUUAGAUCGUCACAGUUUGAAUUACUAGGAAUUUGGUGACUUCUGCACAGAAGGCCACAAGUAUCUUUUAACAUUGAAAAGGAAGAAAAAGCAACUCACUAGCUAUAACUUUUUGACAGAUUACACUGUUCUUGAAAAACAGUUUAGAAGCAAGCAGAUAAUAGUUUUCUUAGGUGCAAAAGUUGAGUAAACUUUGGGAAGCAAAUGUUUCUGACCAGUAUAAAGAAAAUAAGAGUAAUGUGGGGUGUGUGUGUGUGUGUGUGUGUGUGUGUAUGUGGGUGUGCGCGUGCAUGCGUGCGUGCGUGCGCGCGCACGGCUAAAGUUUGGGAAGAAAUGUUGGUUCAGAGUAAAGGUUUAAGUUGGAAAGGCCAGAGGAUGAGGCUCCCUGCCUUGCACAACUGCUGGGUAAUGUCACUGCUUGCCUCUUCAGCUUUUAUAUGCAGGUCAUACUGCUUUUUCCAGAGAAGUGUAUAUAGAUUUUUAUGAUUGGAAGAAAGUUUAAUGUAUCUGAUACUGGCUUGCAAAGUGUAAUGUGCAUUUACUUUUAACUUUCAUCUUGACUUGGGACCUGUUCUUAGUUGCAUAACAGAACUCUGCAGUGUACACACUACUAUCUGAUGUUUUAUCUGCUUUUUUAAAUCUGCUUUUUAAAAAUGAGUCUUUUCAUAUCCAUGAUGCUGUAUAGUCAGUAUAAAAAGCAUUUUAUUUCCCACUUAUUAAAUGUUUUUUCUUUAGCAAUUUUUUGAGUUUAAAUGUACUAAGCGCAGGAAAUCCUCACAGAAUAAAGUUAGUUUUGGGAAACAGAAGUGGAACAAUAAGUCAUGGGAAUACGUAUUUUGAUUAUUGACAGUGAUGAUGGUGAUAUGCGUUUAUCUUCUGGUAAUGUCAGUUUCACCUAAAAUGAUUUUUGAAGGACUUUGAAUUGUAAAUGCAAACCUACUCAAACUAACCAAAAUUUUGUACCAUUAAAAGUGUUGGCCAUUUCGUUACAUUUUUCCAUGAAUGUCAUGUAAUUUUUAGGUUGAUAUGUUGAUUGAAAUUUCCUUUUUUCUCUUAGGUCGUUCAGGGGAGUAUUGUCAAAAGACAGCCAGUCUGAAAGAUUGUUCACAUAAUCAUUAAAAUAGGAACAAUUCUAGUUCAGCUUUUAUUGUGUUUGCAUUUUGUGAUUUGCAAAAUGCUUGUUUUAUUGAAUAAAGAGAUGGUGAAUGAGCAGGCUGAAAAAAAAUUGAUUUUUGUGCUCAAGUAGAAUAUAGCCAGUUGAGAUAAUGUUUGUGUUGGGUUUUAGAAUUCUGUCACGUCAAGGCAUACACAAUGCAGAUGAUAUUGUAUAUUUCAUAUGGGCUCCUCCAGCUCUCCCUCUUGAAGGGCACAGGGUUUGCAAGUGAAGGUAAGAGAAUGAAGCAUUUUAAUGAAGCCCUGGAAGCCUAGAAAGUUAGUUAUCAGUGGAAGGAAUUAUCAAGUUAGUUUUUACUUUAGAAAGCAGAAUAUAAAUUAUAUCACAGCUUUUUAUCAAAAACCUAGGUUGUAAUUAAUUUUCAAAGUAUUCAUGUCAUUUACUGCAUUUUCCCAUGCCUCCUUUACAUACACCCUAAUGUGAUUACUUGCCAUGAUUCUACCAAUACUUGUAUGGAGUUACUUGCCUAAAAGACUAGCAAUUAAUGACCAUUUCAUGUACAGUAAGCCACAUGAGCUGAAAAAAUAGACUAUAUAAUUACUUAUAAACUUGUCUGUUUGGCAUUUAUUUAUUUAGGUGUUAGGUGUUUGUUUAUUUGAAAGACUGGAGUGAUUGUGGUAUAGCAUUACUAGAAAAAAAAGUCUACAGUAGAAACAUCUUUGGAGAUUUUAUUCUGCUCACAUUGUUUUCCUUAAAGUAAAUCAAAUACAUAUCCACAGGCACCUGUAGUCAAAAUAGUUGUCAGGUUAAUGAUCAUCCAACAGAGUACUGAAGUCACAGGAGUCUGGCCAAAGUGUGAGGAGACUCCACCAGUGGGUGCAGUGAGAUAAUAAAGCCAAGGCAUCUGGGCCAGCCAUUCCUUGCCUGUUGUCUUCCUCCCUGGAUGUCCCAGUGUCCCAGCCUGGGGUUCUGCCCCAGGAUCAAGGGCCGUACCAUGAGCUACUUAUCUCUACAUCCUGGGGAUGCGCACACAUGGACACAUCCCUUGGCCUCUCCCAGGCCUCCUUUGUCCUGACCUCUGCGGAGCCGUCCUCUACCCCAGGUGAAGCUCGUGUGUGGAGUGCCACGGUACAAUCAGACGACAGAUGGACAGUGUGACAAAAGUGUCAGAAAGGAUUGGGCCUCGCUGUGAGAGUCAGCCUGGAUUCAAAGUGUUGACAAGUUGCUGAAAAGGAAGCCAGUGGGAGGACUGUGGCACGCAGAGGAAGUGGAGCCCUGUCUUCGGUCACACCAUUGAUGGAGGACAGAUGGACAGCCGUAUGGCCAGUCACCUCUCCUCUUAAACCUUUGGAGAGUGGUCCUUUGUCCUCUGCUGGACACAUAAUAGGAAUUCUAACACACUGUCUGAAUUCACUUUUCAUAAAAACGUAAAAUCAGACUGCUUUGUACAGCCAGGCUCAACUGUUGCAUGGUAGCAGAUUUGCAAACAUGAGUGCUGAGGGGUACCAGUACAGGGCGCUGUAUGAUUAUAAAAAAGAAAGAGAAGAAGAUAUUGACUUGCACUUGGGUGACAUAUUGACUGUGAAUAAAGGGUCCUUAGUAGCUCUUGGAUUCAGUGAUGGACAGGAAGCCAGGCCUGAAGAAAUUGGCUGGUUAAAUGGCUAUAAUGAAACCACAGGGGAAAGGGGGGACUUUCCGGGAACUUAUGUAGAAUAUAUUGGAAGGAAAAAAAUCUCGCCUCCCACGCCAAAGCCCCGGCCGCCUCGGCCUCUUCCUGUUGCACCAGGUUCUUCGAAAACUGAAGCAGAUGUUGAACAACAAGCUUUCGCUCUCCCGGAUCUUGCAGAGCAGUUUGCCCCUCCUGACGUUGCCCCGCCUCUUCUUAUCAAGCUCGUGGAAGCCAUUGAAAAGAAAGGUCUGGAAUGUUCAACUCUAUACAGAACACAGAGCUCCGGCAACCUGGCGGAAUUACGACAGCUUCUUGAUUGUGAUACAGCCUCUGUGGACUUGGAAAUGAUUGAUGUGCACAUUUUGGCCGACGCUUUCAAACGCUAUCUCCUGGACUUACCAAAUCCUGUCAUUCCAGCAGCCGUUUACAGUGAAAUGAUUUCUUUAGCUCAAGAAGUACAAAGCUCCGAAGAAUAUAUUCAGCUACUGAAGAAGCUUAUUAGGUCGCCUAGCAUACCUCAUCAGUAUUGGCUUACGCUUCAGUAUUUGUUAAAACAUUUCUUCAAGCUCUCUCAAACCUCCAGCAAAAAUCUGUUGAAUGCAAGAGUACUCUCUGAAAUUUUCAGCCCUAUGCUUUUCAGAUUCUCAGCAGCCAGCUCUGAUAAUACUGAAAACCUCAUAAAAGUUAUAGAAAUUUUAAUCUCAACUGAAUGGAAUGAACGACAGCCUGCACCAGCACUGCCUCCUAAACCACCAAAACCCACUACUGUAGCCAACAACGGUAUGAAUAACAAUAUGUCCUUACAAGAUGCUGAAUGGUACUGGGGAGAUAUCUCGAGGGAAGAAGUGAAUGAAAAACUUCGAGAUACAGCAGAUGGGACCUUUUUGGUACGAGAUGCGUCUACUAAAAUGCAUGGUGAUUAUACUCUUACACUAAGGAAAGGGGGAAAUAACAAAUUAAUCAAAAUAUUUCAUCGAGAUGGGAAAUAUGGCUUCUCUGACCCAUUAACCUUCAAUUCUGUGGUUGAAUUAAUAAACCACUACCGGAAUGAAUCUCUAGCUCAGUAUAAUCCCAAGCUGGAUGUGAAAUUACUUUAUCCAGUAUCCAAAUACCAACAGGAUCAAGUUGUCAAAGAAGAUAAUAUUGAAGCUGUAGGGAAAAAAUUACAUGAAUAUAACACUCAGUUUCAAGAAAAAAGUAGAGAAUAUGAUAGAUUAUAUGAAGAAUAUACCCGUACAUCCCAGGAAAUCCAAAUGAAAAGGACAGCUAUUGAAGCAUUUAAUGAAACCAUAAAAAUAUUUGAAGAACAGUGCCAGACCCAGGAGCGCUACAGCAAAGAAUACAUAGAAAAGUUUAAACGUGAGGGCAAUGAGAAAGAAAUACAAAGGAUUAUGCAUAAUUAUGAUAAGUUGAAGUCUCGAAUCAGUGAAAUUAUUGACAGUAGAAGAAGAUUGGAAGAAGACUUGAAGAAGCAGGCAGCUGAGUAUCGAGAAAUUGACAAACGUAUGAACAGCAUUAAACCAGACCUUAUCCAGCUGAGAAAGACGAGAGACCAAUACUUGAUGUGGUUGACUCAAAAAGGUGUUCGGCAAAAGAAGUUGAACGAGUGGUUGGGCAAUGAAAACACUGAAGACCAAUAUUCGCUGGUGGAAGAUGAUGAAGAUUUACCCCAUCAUGAUGAGAAGACGUGGAAUGUUGGAAGCAGCAACCGAAACAAAGCUGAAAACCUGUUGCGAGGGAAGCGAGAUGGCACUUUUCUUGUCCGGGAGAGCAGUAAACAGGGCUGCUAUGCCUGCUCUGUAGUGGUGGACGGCGAAGUAAAGCAUUGUGUCAUAAACAAAACAGCGACUGGCUAUGGCUUUGCCGAGCCCUAUAACUUGUACAGCUCUCUGAAAGAACUGGUGCUACAUUACCAACACACCUCCCUCGUGCAGCACAACGACUCCCUCAAUGUCACACUAGCCUACCCAGUAUAUGCACAGCAGAGGCGAUGAAGCGCUCACUCUCUGAUCCUUCUCCUGAAGUUCAGCCACCCUGAGGCCUCUGGAAAGCAAAGGGCUCCUCUCCAGUCUGAUCUGUGAAUUGAGCUGCAGAAACGAAGCCAUCUGUCUUCGGAUGGGACUAGAGCUUUCUUUCACAAAAAAAGAAGUAGGGGAAGAUAUGCAGCCUAGGGCUGUAUGAUGACCACACGUUUCUAAGCUGGAGUGCUUUUCCUUUCUUUUUCUUUUUUUCUUUGGUUUAAUUUAAAGCCACAACCACAUACAACACAAAGAGAAAAAGAAAUGCAAAAAUCUCUGCGUGCAGGGACAAAGAGGCCUUUAACCAUGGUGCUUGUUAAUGCUUUCUGAAGCUUUACCAGCUGAAAGUUGGGACUGUGGAGAGCGGAGGAGAGAGAGGCAGAAGAACCCUGGCCUGAGAAGGUUGGGUCCAGCCUGGUUUAGCCUGGAUGUUGCUGUGCACGGUGGACCCAGACACAUCGCACUGUGGAUUAUUUCAUUUUCUAACAAAUGAACGAUAUGUAGCAGAAAGGCACUUCCACUCACAAGGGACGCUUUGGGAGAACGUCAGUUCGUGUAUGUUCAGAAGAAAUUCUGUCAUAGAAAGUGCCAGAAAGUGUUUAAACUUGUCAAAAAACAAAAACCCAGCAACAGAAAAAUGGAGUUUGGAAAACAGGACUUAAAAUGACAUUCAGUAUAUAAAAUAUGUACAUAAUAUUGGAUGACUAACUAUCAAAUAGAUGGAUUUGUAUCAAUACCAAAUAGCUUCUGUUUUGUUUUGCUGAAGGCUAAAUUCACAGCGCUAUGCAAUUCUUAAUUUUCAUUAAGUUGUUAUUUCAGUUUUAAAUGUACCUUCAGAAUAAGCUUCCCCACCCCAGUUUUUGUUGCUUGAAAAUAUUGUUGUCCCGGAUUUUUGUUAAUAUUCAUUUUUGUUAUCCUUUUUUAAAAGAAAUGUACAGGAUGCCAGUAAAAAAAAUGGCUUCAGAAUUAAAACUAUGAAAUAUUUUACAGUUUUUCUUGUACAGAGUACUUGGCUGUUAGCCCAAGGAUAAAAAGUUCAUAACAGAUUUUUUUGGACUGUUUUGUUGGGCAGUGCCUGAUAAGCUUCAAAGCUGCUUUAUUCAAUAAAAAAAAAGAAAAAGAUAUAUGAAUAUGACAAAGUAUUGCUGAGUCCAACAAUGUUGUUUUAAGACUCUUAAAAUACGGUACCUGGCAAUGUUUAUUUCAUAAAGAAUUGUGAACUUCUUGAAUCUAGGGAGGGGGGAAUGUAGUGAAGGGAUGUAUCAGGUCGGGUGGUGGGAGGGGGAGGCAAGGUUAUAUGCACUUUGUCUUUCUCAUGAUUUACAGAGAAGUGAAUAACUGCAAAGUGAAGUUGCUUCUUCUACUUCAGUCUUUUCUCACUUUGAUUUGCUAGUUAUCAAUUAAUGACAAUUACAAACCUACUGUAACUAACACAGUGUGACUGGCCAGGUAUUUCAGUUCUUAGGAAGGAAGUGCCAAGUUUGUUUUUGGGUUCCUGGAACAGUGCUCACCUUUGUUUAGAACACUGGUUUAAAGGGAUGAUCUCUGUCACAUUGGACUAUCCAUCACGACCAGCAAAUACUCACUCAUUUUAGGAAAAAAAAAAGCAUGAUCUGAAAAAAUACUUUUGGUGGGAUGUUGGUUACUCCUAGCUUUCCAUUUGGUUUAGAACAUAAAGCAAAUGGACACAAUCGUACUGUCACUGCUCUGGACUGUGUGGAGCUCGCUAAGGUCAUGGCCAUUGCAGAAAUCCAAGUGGCAGUCCUUCUCAUUCAUCCUAAUCAUUGUAUGUGCUUCACUACGGGGGAAAAGGAAGCAUAGUUAGCAUAAUGUUUCCCGUUCAGGGCAGGAGUGAGAGAUCUCUCUUCCUGAUUUAGAUCUGCAAAAGCUGGUAUGUUCAGUAGGAACUGUACAUGUGUUAGAAGGAAUAAAGACUAAUUAGCAACCAUAAUAUGGUCACUACCCUAAUAGACUUAAAUGACAUCUUGCAAUUUCAAAUUUCCCUUUCUCCAUAUUAGAUUUACCCACAGCUAUAUUUCUGUUUAAGUACUAGGGUGAGGAUUUUCUGUUCCUUUGUUUUUUAAUGUUGUUCCUUUUGAAAGAAUCAGUCUUGCAGCUGAGUGAAUCAUCAGUAGAAUGUAUUUUUCCUCUUUACAUAAAGCUACUCAUACUUAAGCAAAAGUCAGUCUUACAGCAAGACUGUUAGCCCUCAAACUUGACUUCACUGAUCUGACCAUCUCCCUCUCAUCGCCAGACAACUGAUGAUUUCCCUGGUUUAGUCUGUGUCUCUGCUUUAAAGUUAUUGUGAUAUCCUUCUAGAUCACACACAAGUCUAACAGUUAAUUGGUUAAUAGUUUUUAAACUAGGUUUGUGGGUUUUCUUUGGUAGCACAUGUAUGCUAUGACGUACAAAUUUUUAUUUCUAAAAUAUAAGAUCUGAGAUUGAAUAUUUUUAUUAAAAGCUACAGUUUUGUGAAUUUUGGCUUCAACAGUCUUUGCAAGAUGACGUGGUAUUUAGGCAGUUGCCUUAUUUUUGCAUCUCACAAACGUAAGUGCAGUAGAUCUUUUCACUGAACAGCAAAGUAGGAUUCAUCAUUCCAUAUGACUGAGUUACACCAGACCUAUUCUGCCCGAUGCCUUUUUGAGUGCGGUGUAGCUUGCUCACUGCAUUUGUCUUUUUAGAUAUUUUGCUAGCCGGGCACUUUGAGUUUCAUCAGACAGUCCUCCUAACAAUAGUCUGAACGGCUGAGUAUGACUAGAUACAGCAGAGGCACUCCUGAUACGUGAUUUUAUCCAUGCAUCAGUUUUUCCCACCCAGUGUAGCAUCCUAAAGAUAAAGCCAGAAGCUAAGCUGCAGUGAGGCUGUGAUAGGGCAUAGAAGUGGGAGCAUUGGGACCUCACGUUA
Messenger RNA from Cercocebus atys (sooty mangabey), 8593 nucleotides. RefSeq names its product phosphoinositide-3-kinase, regulatory subunit 1 (alpha) (gene PIK3R1). Gene Ontology annotation, biological process: phosphatidylinositol phosphate biosynthetic process; insulin receptor signaling pathway. The transcript is spliced from 16 exons. Gene Ontology annotation, cellular component: phosphatidylinositol 3-kinase complex. The coding region runs from base 3491 to 5665 and encodes 724 amino acids. The record is from RefSeq and is a predicted model, not a curated record. Lineage: Eukaryota; Metazoa; Chordata; Mammalia; Primates; Cercopithecidae. Gene Ontology annotation, molecular function: protein binding; 1-phosphatidylinositol-3-kinase regulator activity.